AUGUUCCAACUUGAGAUGGAAGGACUUGAGGGCAUCGAAGAAGUGAUGCACAAGGGACAUCCUGUGAGUGAGGAGGACUUGCACGAGCUUGCCCUGAAGCUGGACCAGCUCAGCGGCCGAGAAACUGGCCAGGUGAACCUCUUCAGUUUCUUGGAGGCCUUCGUCGUGGAGCGACCACCUGGGCAGGAGUUUGAUGCUGCAGAGGAAUUCAUGUGUGAGCAUAUCCUCAGCUUCCUGUACCGCAACAGGCAUGCUGUUUGUUGUGGCUGCCACGAGGCGGAUCCUGAGCUGACUGGGCGCAUCAGAUGCUCUGCCUUUGCCGAGGUGCUCAGAGGCAUUGACAUUUCUUUGACCAAGAGUCGACGCACCUUUAGUGAUGUUCAGAUCGACGGUCUUGCGGAAGCACUGGGUGAAGAGGAUGGCACCUUUUCUUACUUCGAGUUGCUGCAAGCUUUAAUUGUUCGCGAUUGUGAGAAGACAUCAGGAUCAAUAGGAUCCAUCUAA
Messenger RNA from Durusdinium trenchii, 504 nucleotides. The record is from the annotation of a GenBank genome assembly. Lineage: Eukaryota; Dinophyceae; Suessiales; Symbiodiniaceae.